AUGUACAUUCCAACCCACCUCCCCCUCCUCGUCCUCUCCCUCUUCAUCCCCGUCAUCACCUCCUCCCCCGUCCUCGCAACCCGCGACGCAUCCACCGUCAAAACCGACCUUGCCAAAAUAGCAACGGACUUAAACACCCUGACCACGGCCGUAAACGGUUUUACUGGCGGCCUGACCGCGGCGCUGGCAAUUCAGACAAAGGAACAGGCCGUGGAGAAUGACAUCGACAAAGCCACCACGGACACCAACGCUGCGUCGGCGUUCACGAGCACCGAGAGUAGCGCCAUCACGACGGCGUUGCUUGGUUUGGAACCGAACAUUGAUUCUUCGUUGGGUGCUUUGGUUUCGAAGAAAUCCCUCUUCGUCUCCGCCGGCGUCGGCAGUAUCGUGCAACUCGAUCUUCAGAAUCUCAAGACCAAGACAGACACCCUGUCAACCGCCUUGCAGAAAAAGGUAACUGCCGCGGAUAAGGCGACUAUUUCGUCGAAGACCGUGGAGUUGGAUGCGGCGUUUGAGAGCGCACUUGCGGCGUUUUCUUGA
Aspergillus melleus is the source of this 540-nucleotide messenger RNA. RefSeq names its product mannoprotein. Lineage: Eukaryota; Fungi; Ascomycota; Eurotiomycetes; Eurotiales; Aspergillaceae. The record is from RefSeq and is a predicted model, not a curated record. Gene Ontology annotation, cellular component: extracellular region. The transcript has 2 exons. The coding region runs from base 1 to 540 and encodes 179 amino acids.